AUGUCCAUGUGCCUUGAAGUGACGUUGAUGAGCGGAAAGUCGUCCAAGAUAGACGUGCCAGUUGAUACUUGCCUGGACGACUUGAGAGGGCUUGCGCAGCGUUGGCUGCACGUUGGCACAGGAAGGUUGCUGACUGCUACCGGAGAAGUCUUGGCGGGGACGAGGACUGUCUCGCAAGCUGGUAUUCUGGCAGGGGACGUGCUGACGCUGCAAGUUGGCCAGGAGCAACUGGUAGAUGUGCGGGAAGUGCAGGCGGACAUGCAGCACGCUGCCCUGGAAGUGGUGUUGCAGAGACACACGGGAGUGCAGAAACUAGUGCAGGACUACGCCCCGGCUGGGCGACGGCACUGCCUGAGCUACAAAGCCGCCGAGGCGGUCCAGGUCCAACUCCUUCGCGGCGUGCCCAUAGUAUCGGUGGCGGAGGCCUCCACGCAGCCAGUGAAUUCCCGCCUCUCCCUUCGCUGUUACGUGGCCCGCGUGGAGGACCCAUGA
Symbiodinium natans is the source of this 492-nucleotide messenger RNA. The record is from the annotation of a GenBank genome assembly. Lineage: Eukaryota; Dinophyceae; Suessiales; Symbiodiniaceae.